Molecule: messenger RNA, 1046 nt
Organism: Effrenium voratum
Lineage: Eukaryota; Dinophyceae; Suessiales; Symbiodiniaceae
Source: the annotation of a GenBank genome assembly
AGGGUUUUGACCCACAGCCAUGUCACACGCGUGAAAUCGCGCAGAACCAAAUUUUAGAACUGCCGCUGAUGUGGCCAUUGCUUGUUGCCCGUGCAGCUGAUGGUCUUUGGCAUCAGGUGACCCAACCAGUGCCCAGAGCGCGGCUGCUGCUGUACACUCCAGCGUCGGCUGCGCUCAGCACCCAGUUGCCCCAUGGGCUGCCGGAAGGCGUGCAGCUCCAGUUCCCAUUAAGCGUUGCGGACCAGGAGCAGACGGUCGCCUGGCAGCUGCUGUGCCAUCAGCGUCUAGAGGCACAGCUGGAUCGCGAAGUGGAAGGCUACGUGAGCCUGCGCCUAGACGAGCCAACGGCGCUUGGACCGCCGCUGCUUGUUCGCGAGCUGCCGGAGACGGUGGGCAGCAAGGUUUGGCGCGGCGCCUGGCUGCUUUGGAAGGUGCUGCAGAACUCGGAGGCCCAGUCCCUGCUGGAGCUGGGCGCCGGCGUGGGCCUCACUGGCCUUCUGCUCGCCAGCGAGCCGAGCGCCCAACAGCGCCGGGUGGUGGUCUCGGAGACGCGCAACGCCUACGCCGGCGCCGAGGUGACGUUCCAGAACUUGCAGCACAACGCGGCCCUCAAUGCCGCGGCCAUCGAAGCCGCGGGAGGAUCUGUGCAGGUGCUGGACCUGGAUUGGACGGAGGCAGUUGGGAGAGUGAUCCAGGCAAACGGCGCCUUCGGCCACGCCUUUGACCUGGUCAUCGGCAGCGACAUCCUCUACGAGCCGCACCUCUUUGAGGACCUGCUCACGUUGAUGCAGCGCAGCGCCCGGCGGGCGGUGCUGGUGCAGAACACCGCGCGGAAGGGCACGGAGUACUUUAAGGAGCUCUGCCGCCUUCGAGGCAUCUCCUUGUCCGAACACGACGUGUCACAGCUGGACGCUGAUGAGGUGUGGCUCCAACAACGCCCGGACUCUGCGGGUGGCGUAUACCACUGCUGGACCCUGGAGUUCCCCGAGCCAACUGCGCUGAAAAAGAGCGAGCCGCGAUGGAUAGGAGGCGAAGGCAGGAGGUAG